UACUUAUCGACAUAUAGAUGGUGAAGAAUGCACCACGUCUAAAACCCCAUCUCUUCUUCACCCAAACUCUAUAGUCACUCACUGGCUUUCCCCUUCUUCCUUAUCUGUCUAAAAAAAUAAACUAUACAAGACCAACAAUCUGCUAAUAAUACAAACUUCACUAUCACAUAUUAGAAAAAAAAUGGCUUCUCUAUCCGUCUCUGUAAAACACACUCUUCCUUCUCUGCUCCAGUAUGCUCAAACCCCAAAAAACCCCAUCUCCCAAAACCUCACCAUUGUCUCCAGAUCAUCACAAUCCCAGUUUUAUGGCCUUAAAGUCCUUCAUUCACCUUCUUUUUCAACCCCAUCUUCUUCAAGAACUUCAAUUGUUGCGAAGGUGAAUAAAGGUUCGGCGCCUCCACCAUUCACAUUGAAAGAUCAAGAUGGAAAAAAUGUGAGUCUCUCCAAGUUUAAAGGCAAGCCUGUGGUGGUUUAUUUCUACCCUGCUGAUGAAACUCCUGGUUGCACCAAACAGGCAUGUGCCUUCAGGGACUCUUAUGAAAAAUUCAAGAAAGCAGGGGCUCAAGUUGUUGGGAUUAGUGGUGAUGAUAUUGAAUCCCACAAGGCCUUUGCAAAGAAGUACAGACUCCCAUUUACCUUGUUGUGUGAUGAAGGCAACAAAGUUAGGAAAGAGUGGGGAAUCCCGGGAGACCUAUUUGGUACAUUGCCAGGUAGACAGACUUAUGUGCUUGACAAGAAUGGAGUGGUUCAACUCAUAUAUAAUAAUCAGUUCCAACCUGAAAAGCAUAUCGAUGAGACAUUGAAGUUACUUCAAAGUCUUUAAACGUCAAGGUUUCCCCUUCUACAUUCUUUUCCUGCCUCUAGCCAAUAAACUUCUUGUACUUUUUCUGCCACUAAUGUGUGCCAAUUGUAUGUUAUAUGAUAGGCUGUACAACCAGUUAUAUUUAAUAGGCUGUCAAAGGAUAGUUUAAAGUCAUGCUACAAUUGAUGCUGUAGAAUGUUGAAGUCAGGUCUCCCGUGAGAGAUAAAUUUGUAUAUGAGCCUUUGCUCUGGUUGUAGUAACUGCAUAAUGGAGAAUUUUCUUCAAUUGCCUGAACUUGGCACUUCUUACAA
This is a messenger RNA of Solanum tuberosum (potato), 1113 nucleotides long. RefSeq names its product peroxiredoxin Q, chloroplastic. The transcript has 4 exons. Gene Ontology annotation, molecular function: thioredoxin peroxidase activity. Gene Ontology annotation, cellular component: cytoplasm; chloroplast thylakoid membrane. Gene Ontology annotation, biological process: cell redox homeostasis; cellular response to oxidative stress. NCBI's taxonomy places the organism in Eukaryota, Viridiplantae, Streptophyta, Magnoliopsida, Solanales, Solanaceae. The record is from RefSeq and is a predicted model, not a curated record. The coding region runs from base 182 to 823 and encodes 213 amino acids.